ACAUUUCUUUUCUUGUUAUAAAUAGGAUCCAAAAGAGGAUAGAGUUUCACAUUUCAAAUACUUUUGUUCAUCAAUGGCAAAGCAAAUCUCAAUGACGCUUCUCCCUUUACUCCUUCUUCUUCUUCUUUUCACUUCAAUAACAGAAAUGGUGGAAGGGACUAAGAAAACACAUGGAGUAACUGACAGCAACAACUCUGUAAAAUUGUUUGUAUUUGGAGACUCGUAUGUUGACACAGGCAAUUUCUUGGAUUCACCAGCGUACAGACCUCCUUAUGGAAUGACAUAUCCUGGUAAACCUGCUGGAAGAUUCUCCGAUGGUCGUGUCCUCUCUGAUUACAUUGCCUCAUUUCUGAAAAUUAAAACCCCUACACCAUACUCUUUGAAGAAUCCCUCAAAUCUACAAUAUGGAAUCAACUUUGCUCAUGGAGGAGUUGGUAUUUUCGAAACAUUAACUAAAGGACCAAACAUGACUGUUCAAAUCGACUCACUCGAGAAUCUAAUCAAACAAAAUGUUUAUACCAAACAAGACCUCGAAUCGUCGGUUGCCCUUGUAGCCGUUUCUGGAAACGAUUACACUGCUUUCAUAGAAAAAAAUAAAAUCAUUACGGAGAUAAAAUCUUUUACAAAAACUCUUAUCAAGCAAUUAACAAUAAACGUUCAGCGCAUUCACAAUUUAGGAGUAAACAAAGUAGCAAUUGGUUUAUUGGAACCUAUUGGAUGUUUGCCUCAAAUAACUGUGGUAACUUUUCAUCUUACUUGCGUUAGUCCUUUAAAUUUGGUAGCCCGAUAUCACAAUGAAGUAUUGCUUCAAACUGUAAAACAACUUAACCAACAAGUUGGAAAAUCGGUUUUCGUUACACUAGACCUCUACAAUGCUUUCCUUUCUACCAUUGAAAUGAUGCAGAAAAAUCAAGAUGAAAACUUGAAACUGCUGAAUCCAUUAUUAAAACCUUGUUGUAAUGGAGAUGGUUUUAAAAAUUCUUGUGGAGUUGUGGAUGAUAAGGGAAAAAAGAAAUAUAGUUUAUGUGAUAAACCAGAGGCUUCAUUCUUUUGGGACUAUGUUCAUCCUUCUCAAAAUGGUUGGAAUUCUGUCUACCAACAGUUGCAAUCUUCACUUGGUCAACUUAUUGAAAAAAAUUAACAUUUGAUUUCCAUGAACUUGUAAUAAUCUUCUGGCAUUAUGCAUUUUAUUAAAAAAAUUAUUCUUAUA
Vicia villosa (hairy vetch) is the source of this 1210-nucleotide messenger RNA. Its product is annotated as GDSL esterase/lipase At5g03610-like. NCBI's taxonomy places the organism in Eukaryota, Viridiplantae, Streptophyta, Magnoliopsida, Fabales, Fabaceae. Bases 74 to 1141 code for a protein of 355 amino acids. The record is from RefSeq and is a predicted model, not a curated record. The transcript is spliced from 5 exons. Gene Ontology annotation, molecular function: hydrolase activity, acting on ester bonds.